AUGCGCGCGGCGGCGACGGCUCGACCAUCGACGGCUCGACCGUCGACGUCCGCGAGACGCGCGCGGCGAGCGCGAACGCGCGCCGUGCGUGAUGAACGAAUCGACUUCCUCUCCACGACGCUCAUCGUCGACGACCUGGUGUUCGCGGACGGGACGACGCGGAUGGCGGUGCUCGGCGGCGGUGGGCCGCAGACGCUGUUCGGCGCUGCGGUGACGUCCGACGGUGAGCUCACGCUCGGUCUCGUCGCGGGCGUGGGCGAGGGCGAUUGCCCGGAGACGUGCGCGAGGUGGCUCGCGGACAUUGGCGCGGAAGCGUUUUUGUUGACGUUGGGGACGUCGACGCCGCGGGCGUGGCAAAUCACCGAACGCGACGGACGUCGCACGCAGGUGUGGAGAUUGGACGCAAGCGAUGCUUUGUACGCGAUGUUGCGUCCGAAAUACGCGAUUUGGCCAGAGAAGUGUAAGCGUGCGAACGCGGUGCACUUUGGCUUGAAUCCGUCGCGACCAGACGUCGAGCUCGUGCAAGCGCUUCGCGAAGGCGGGUGCGGCUUGAUUUCGAUCGAACCGUUCACGCACGCCGAGGCACCGCUAUCGAGGAAAGAUUUGGAAAAUCUCGUUUCCAUGGGUGAUGUUUUCUCGCCGAAUGAGCGCGAGGCGAGGAGUUUCUUUGCGAAGGGCGACGGGAUGUCGCCGAAGGAUUUGAUCAAAGCCAUGCGAAAAGCUGGGGCGACGAUAUGUUGUUUGCGGCGCGGGUCGCGCGGUGCGAUGGUGUAUGAUUCGCGAACGAACGAGGGUUACGAGUGCGAGGCGCUCUCUGCGAAUGUCGUAGACGAAACUGGAUGCGGCAACGCGUUUUGCGGCGCUUUCGCCGCCGCCUUGGCGCAGGGCGCCACGAUACGCGACGGUCUUAUCCGUGGAACGGUUGCGGCGAGCAUCAUGCUCGAACACGUUGGCGUCCCAAACGGCACAUUGGUCGAGUAUCGCGCCGAAGCAGCGAGGCGUGCGAACUUGAUCAAUCCCGUUGCGUUUAGUCUCGACGAAGAGGUUGCCGCGUUCGUCGACUUCGACGAGUACAUCCCCUAG
This is a messenger RNA of Ostreococcus lucimarinus CCE9901, 1083 nucleotides long. RefSeq lists its product with no specific name. Lineage: Eukaryota; Viridiplantae; Chlorophyta; Mamiellophyceae; Mamiellales; Bathycoccaceae. The record is from RefSeq and is a predicted model, not a curated record. The transcript has a single exon. Bases 1 to 1083 code for a protein of 360 amino acids.